This is a messenger RNA of Ilex paraguariensis (yerba mate), 3420 nucleotides long. Lineage: Eukaryota; Viridiplantae; Streptophyta; Magnoliopsida; Aquifoliales; Aquifoliaceae. The record is from the annotation of a GenBank genome assembly.
GAGAGAGAGAGAGAGAGAGAGAGAAAGAGAGAGAGCUCAUUUCCAUCAAGUGCAAUAUCUGGCAGACCCAACACGAGAGUUCUUCAGUUAAGUACCUCUAGCUCACCUUUGCUGGUUCAGCCAUGGUUUACUAGCUUUUACACACAGAGAGAGAGAGAGAGAGAGGAUCAUGAUGAUGAUGAAGAUUAUGGGUAUUCCUCAGGUGUUCUUUCCAUUGAUCUUAAUGGCUACACUGAGCAUUUGCAUGGGAGAUAACUCUCUACAACUCAACGAUGAUGUUUUAGGCCUUAUCGUCUUCAAACUAGGCCUACACGACCCAUCCUCCUCACUGUCCUCAUGGAACGAAGACGAUAAUUCUGCUUGUUCUUGGGAAUUCAUUCAAUGCAAUCCGACCAACGGCCGAGUCUCCCAAUUAUCACUCGACAACCUGAGCUUAUCAGGAAAGAUCGGAAGAGGCCUCGAAAAAUUACCAUAUUUGAAGGUAUUAUCACUGUCACAUAACAAUUUUUCCGGUGAAAUCAGUCCAGAAUUAGCCUUCAUUAGCAUCCUUGAAACCCUCAAUCUCAGUGGAAACAGCCUUACAGGCCGCGUUCCAGAUUCUUUCGCUAAAAUGAGUUCAAUAAAAUUUCUUGAUCUAUCAGAGAAUUCACUAUCAGGGCCUAUCCCUGAUAACAUGUUCGAAAACUGUUCCUCGCUUCGUUUCCUUUCUCUAGCUAGAAACUUUCUUGAAGGGCCAAUUCCAAGCACACUCUCAAGAUGUACAACUUUGAAUCAUCUCAAUCUCUCCAACAACCAUUUCGCCGGCAACCCAGGUUUUGUUACCGGGCUAUGGUCACUGACGAGGCUCCGGGCGCUCGACCUUUCUUUCAAUGCUUUUUCCGGGGCUGUACCAAAUGGUAUAUCAACCAUACAUAACUUGAAGGAACUCAUUUUACAAGGAAAUCAGUUCUCAGGAUCACUACCAAGUGAUAUUGGAUUUUGUCCACACUUAACCAGAUUAGAUCUUAGCAAUAAUCUGUUCACCGGAGAGCUUCCAGGCUCGAUCCAGAGGCUUAAUUCUCUCACUUUUUUCAGCAUAUCAAACAACAGAUUAAGUGGAGAUUUCCCUCAGUGGAUCAGUAAAAUGAGCAGCCUGGAAUAUGUAGAUUUCUCGGGCAAUAGUUUAAAUGGGUUCCUCCCCCAAUCAAUUGGUGAACUGAAAUCGUUGAAUUAUUUGAGUUUUUCCGAUAAUAGAUUGACAGAAAGCAUUCCUGGGUCACUGGUUUCCUGUACAAAGUUAUCGGUGAUUCGGUUGAGUGGGAACAAUUUCAAUGGAAGCAUACCUGAGGGCCUGUUUGAUAUAGGAUUGGAAGAAAUCGAUUUUUCAUGGAAUGAACUCACGGGUUCAAUACCUUCCGGUUCAGCAGAACUUUUUGAAUCACUUAAAACGUUAGACCUGUCCCGAAACAGGCUCACCGGAGACUUCCCAGGGGAGAUGGGUCUUUUCUCGAAGUUGAGGUAUCUGAACUUGUCAUGGAACAGUAUUCAAUCUAGAAUUCCACCGGAGCUGGGAUAUUUUCUGAAUUUGACUGUGUUGGAUCUGAGAAACAAUGCAAUAUAUGGGUCGAUUCCAGGUGAUAUAUGUGACUCUGGAAGCUUGGGAAUUCUUCAACUGGAUGGAAAUCUCUUGACUGGUGCAAUACCUGAAGAGAUUGGGGACUGUUCAUCUCUCUACUUGCUGAGCUUAUCACACAAUAACCUAAGUGGUUCCAUUCCCAAAACCAUUUCAAUGAUGAACAAGCUCAAGAUUUUGAAAUUGGACUUCAACCAGCUAAGUGGAGAGAUACCACAAGAGCUUGGUAGGUUGGAAAAUCUCCUUGCUGUGAACAUAUCCUACAACAGGCUCGUCGGCCGACUUCCCGCCGGAGUUGUAUUUCAAAACUUAGAUCAGAGUGCAUUACAAGGAAAUUUAGGCAUUUGCUCACCAUUGUUGAAAGGACCAUGUAUGAUGAAUGUCCCAAAACCUUUGGUUCUUGAUCCUAAUGCCUAUGGAAAUCAAAUGGGUGGUCGAUAUCGAGGAAAUGAGCCUCCGAAUAGAUCCUUUAAUUUAGGGUCUCACAGGUUCCUCAGUGUUUCGGCUAUUGUUGCAAUAUCAGCUGCGGUUUUGAUUGUGGUGGGUGUGGCGGUGAUAACCUUACUAAACGUUUCGGCCAGGAGGAGGCUGGCGUUUGUCAGCAAUGCCUUGGAAAGCAUGUGCUCGAGUUCAUCACCAUCGGGAAAUCUUGCCCCGGGGAAGCUCGUGUUAUUCGACUCAAAGACGUACCCGGAUUGUAUAAGUAAUCCCCAGUCUCUUCUUACCAAGGCAGCAGAAAUUGGUGAAGGAGUAUUUGGAACUGUUUAUAAGGUUUCAUUGGGAGGAGAAGGAAGAAUGGUGGCAAUUAAGAAGCUUGUAACGUCAAACAUAAUCCAGAAUCAAGAAGAUUUCGAUCGAGAGGUUCGAAUCCUGGGGAAAGCAAGGCAUCCAAAUUUGAUAUCCCUCAAAGGGUACUACUGGACUCCUCAAUUGCAGCUUCUGGUAUCAGAUUAUGCACCAAAUGGAAGCUUACAAGCCAAACUACACCAAAGGCUACCUUCAACACCGCCUGUUUCUUGGUCCAGUCGAUUCAAAAUUGUGCUCGGAACAGCCAAGGGACUUGCCCAUUUGCACCACUCUUUUCGUCCACCAAUCAUUCACUACAACAUCAAGCCUAGCAACAUUCUCCUUGAUGAGAAUUUCAAUCCAAAGAUCUCUGAUUUUGGACUUGCAAGACUCUUAACCAAGCUCGACAAGCAUGUGAUAACCAACAGAUUUCAGACUGCAAUGGGCUAUAUGGCGCCUGAAUUGGCAUGCCAAAGCUUGAGGGUCAAUGAAAAAUGUGAUAUUUAUGGUUUUGGAGUGCUCAUCCUUGAGGUGGUGACCGGAAAAAGACCGGUGGAGUAUGGGGAAGACAAUGUGAUAAUACUAAGUGAUCAUGUGAGAGUUUUGCUGGAACAAGGGAAUGUGUUAGAUUGUGUGGAUCAAAGCAUGGGGGAGUACCCAGAGGAGGAGGUUUUGCCGGUUCUAAAAUUGGCCUUGGUGUGCACUUCCCAGAUACCUUCAAGCAGGCCUUCCAUGGUAGAAGUGGUUCAAAUACUUCAGGUCAUCAAAACCCCAGUUCCACACAGAAUGGAGGCAUUCUAAGGAGAAAAAAUUAAGCUUUUUUACUAUGUUUUGUUCCUUUGACUAAAUCAUGUUGUUCUUGUCUUUCAUUUGUGAAUUUAGUCUUGAUGUGGUACUGUGUUGACCACCACUCUAAGAAGUUUUGUCAGUGCAGAAGACAAUGGAUUUCUAUUCAUUACUUAUUUUCAAUUUCUUUGAUAUCAUAAAUUGAAUAUUUCUUCCUAUAGGUUUUCUAGAAUUAU